Chelmon rostratus (copperband butterflyfish) is the source of this 2353-nucleotide messenger RNA. Its product is annotated as cartilage oligomeric matrix protein. The transcript has 19 exons. Gene Ontology annotation, cellular component: extracellular region. Gene Ontology annotation, molecular function: calcium ion binding. Gene Ontology annotation, biological process: cell adhesion. NCBI's taxonomy places the organism in Eukaryota, Metazoa, Chordata, Actinopteri, Chaetodontiformes, Chaetodontidae. Bases 44 to 2290 code for a protein of 748 amino acids. The record is from RefSeq and is a predicted model, not a curated record.
GGAGGCGAAGCUGCUGCAGCUGAACGGUAGAACAGGUUCGACCAUGCUGUGGUUUCUGGUGCUGACCUGUGCGCUCUGCAUGGGAGGACACGCUGUGGCGGGACAGAGAGAUGGAGAAAUUAUCAGUCAGAUUAAAAUGACGAACCUUGCGCUGGCUGAGAUUAAAGAGCUUCUGAAGCAACAGAUAAAAGAGAUAGUUUUCCUGAAGAACACAGUGAUGGAGUGUGAAGCCUGUGGGAUGGGAGGACUGCAGCCUCGUCCAUCCUGUGUGCCUAACCCCUGCCACCCAGGAGUGAAGUGUAUGGAGACACCUCAGGGCAUAAAGUGUGGACCCUGUCCUGAAGGCAUGGAGGGAAACGGUACUCACUGCACUGACGUGGACGAGUGCACUGUGAUGCCGUGUCACAUGGGCGUGCGCUGCAUAAACACCUCCCCGGGUUUCCGCUGUGGUUCCUGUCCUGCUGGAUACACGGGCCCCCAGGUGCAGGGCGUCGGACUCGCCUACGCCACCGCCAACAAACAGGUGUGCAGAGAUAUCAACGAGUGCGAAGGCUCAAACAAUGGAGGCUGUGUGGAGAACUCCGUCUGUAUGAACACCCCUGGCUCAUUCAGAUGUGGUCCCUGUAAGACUGGCUACGUUGGGGAUCAGCGACAUGGCUGUAAGCCGGAGAGGGCCUGUGGGAAUGGCCAACCCAACCCCUGCCACGCCAGCGCUGAGUGCAUCGUCCAUCGAGAGGGUAAAAUCGAGUGUCAGUGUGGAGUCGGGUGGGCUGGCAACGGCUACCUCUGUGGGCCUGACAUCGACAUUGAUGGCUUCCCUGAUGAGAAACUGAGCUGUCCUGAGAGGAACUGUAACAAGGAUAAUUGUCUCACUGUGCCCAACUCUGGUCAAGAAGACGCUGACGGUGAUGGAAGUGGAGACGCCUGUGAUGAUGAUGCAGAUGGGGAUGGGAUCCUCAACACACAGGACAACUGUGUGUUGGUGCCAAAUGUGGACCAGAGGAACAUCGAUGAGGACGACUUUGGAGACGCCUGUGACAACUGCCGCGCUGUCAAAAACAACGACCAAAAAGACACAGAUGUGGACAAAUUUGGUGAUGAGUGUGAUGAAGACAUUGAUGGGGAUGGAAUCCUCAAUCACUUGGAUAACUGCAAAAGGGUUCCUAACGCUGACCAGAAAGAUCGUGAUGGGGACAAAGUGGGAGACGCCUGCGACAGCUGUCCUUACAUUCCAAACCCUGACCAGACGGAUGUGGACAACGACCUGAUUGGAGACCCCUGUGACACCAACAAGGACAGUGACGGCGACGGUCACCAAGACUCUCGGGACAACUGUCCAGCCGUCAUCAACAGCUCCCAGCUGGACACGGACAAGGACGGCAAGGGAGACGAGUGUGACGAUGACGACGAUAAUGACGGCAUCCCAGACCUGCUGCCACCUGGUCCUGAUAACUGCCGUCUGAUCCCCAACCCUCUGCAAGAGGACUCCAACGGUGAUGGUGUGGGUAAUGUAUGUGAGAAGGAUUUCGACAACGACACUAUCGUCGACACCAUCGAUGUUUGUCCAGAAAACGCAGAGGUCACCCUGACUGACUUCAGGGAGUACCAGACCGUCGUUUUAGAUCCGGAGGGAGAUGCUCAGAUUGACCCCAACUGGGUGGUGCUGAACCAGGGAAGAGAGAUUGUCCAGACUAUGAACAGCGAUCCCGGGUUGGCUGUUGGUUACACUGCCUUCAGCGGAGUGGAUUUUGAAGGGACGUUUCACGUAAACACGGUAACGGAUGACGACUACGCAGGAUUUAUCUUCGGGUACCAGGACAGCUCCAGUUUCUACGUGGUGAUGUGGAAGCAGGUGGAACAGAUCUACUGGCAGGCAAACCCGUUCAGAGCUGUGGCAGAACCAGGCAUCCAGCUGAAGGCUGUCAAGUCGGACACGGGUCCAGGUGAAAACCUGAGGAACGCCCUGUGGCACACCGGCGACACGAGUGACCAGGUCAAACUCCUGUGGAAAGAUGCUCGCAAUGUUGGCUGGAAGGACAAGACUUCUUACCGCUGGUUCCUCCAACACCGCCCUGCUGACGGCUACAUCAGAGUCCGUUUCUACGAGGGUCCUCAGAUGGUGGCGGACACAGGCGUCAUCAUAGACGCCACAAUGAGAGGAGGUCGACUCGGAGUCUUCUGCUUCUCCCAGGAGAACAUCAUCUGGGCCAACCUGCGUUAUCGCUGCAACGACACUCUUCCUGAGGACUUUGACACCUACAGGGCCCAGCAGGUCCAGCUGGUGGCCUGAUGACAGCAAACAGGUCCGGGGGAUCCUGAGAACACUUUCCAAUGCACAACUGGGGUCAGAAAU